CAGGAGCAAGUCACAAUCAGUCCGAAUCUGUACAUCGUCAGUCCAACAAAAAUGAUUCUUAUUCUUUCAAGUUUUGUGUCUCUCCUGUUAUUACCUGUGAUACGAGGCCAACGUAUUUCGGAGCAGAAAUGUAUCGAAUACAGGACAGCUAACAUGAUGGUUGAAGAUACUUUACACUGCCAACAAACUAAAUCACUGAUUCUUCUGCCUGAGACGUUUGCCGGACAACGUGAAUUUCCCCAUCACACGUUGAUCGGUUGGCGUUCGGACAAUCCUGGUGUAAAAUAUGAGUUUCUAUGCAGUGGAGCACUGAUAAGCGAUCGAUUCGUUUUAACUGCUGCCCACUGUGGAUACUCGACAAGUAGUGGUACACCUGUGGUAGUGCGUCUCGGUGGGCACAAUCGCCAAGAUGAACUUGACAACCAUGUGGAGGAUAUGGACAUUGAACAAUUCAUAAAACACCCGCAGUACUCUGCCCGCUAUGCUUACCAUGACAUUGCAUUGGUCAAGCUGAAGGAUCGGGUGUCAUUUUCCAACGUCAUUCGUCCGGCUUGUUUGUGGGCCGAGCAGAAUAUGAACUUUACAUCGGCUACGGCUAUCGGGUUCCAGUUGACAGAAUAUGGAAGCAAAAGUUCGUACGUGCUCCAGAAGGAAAAUUUGGAUGUGGUAUUCAAUGCCAAGUGCGAAAUGUUCUACAACGGCUCGCGGAAGUUCCCAACCGGAUUAAGUGAGCAACAGUAUUGCAUGACUUCAACUGGUAACAGGAAAGAUAACUGCCAAGGUUACUCGGGUGGACCCGUUCAAGUGCUUACCGAUGCACAAAACUGCAUUUAUCACGUAAUAGCAUUUACUUCUUUUGGAUUGAUCUGUGGUGCUGGGAAUGCACCGACCGUGUAUAGCAACGUUCCGAGUUAUAUCGAUUGGAUUGAAGAAACAGUGUGGGGUUAAUUUGUUCGAUACUGCAGUAAUCGAUUAAAAUAUAUUUUAACAAUUUAA
Molecule: messenger RNA, 996 nt
Organism: Malaya genurostris
Lineage: Eukaryota; Metazoa; Arthropoda; Insecta; Diptera; Culicidae
Product: serine protease snake-like
Exons: 4
Coding region: 52-948 (298 amino acids)
Biological process (GO): proteolysis
Molecular function (GO): serine-type endopeptidase activity
Source: RefSeq, a predicted model, not a curated record